This is a messenger RNA of Peniophora sp. CBMAI 1063, 987 nucleotides long. The record is from the annotation of a GenBank genome assembly. Lineage: Eukaryota; Fungi; Basidiomycota; Agaricomycetes; Russulales; Peniophoraceae.
AUGGUCGCAACUACAGGAGAACAGCUCACUGCAUUAGCAAACACGACCGUCGUCGUGCACCCUCUCGUAUUGCUCUCUGUAGCAGAUCAUCAUGGCCGCGCACUUGCGCGAGGGUCGUCAAAGCGCGUCAUUGGCGUGUUACUCGGACAGGAUCUGGGCAAGACCAUCAAUGUCGCGAACUCGUUCGGUAUUCCUUUCGAGGAGGACGAGCGCGACCCGAAAACGUGGUUCUUGGACCACAAUUAUAUCGAUGGCAUGUACUCUAUGUUCCGCAAAGUAAAUGCGAAGGAGAGGAUAGUUGGCUGGUACCACACUGGCCCUAAGUUGCGCGCGUCUGACUUGGAAAUCAACGAGUUGUUCAAACGUUUCGUACCACGACCGGUCAUGGUCAUCGUAGACGUACGGCCUCACACGGUCGGCAUACCCACGGACGCGUACUUCGGCGUGGAGGAGAUCAAGGAUGACGGUACGGAGACUAGGGCCACCUUCUUACAUGCACCAUCAGCUAUCGAGGCCGAGGAAGCUGAGGAGAUCGGUGUCGAGCACCUCUUACGUGACAUUAAGGACUCGACCACUACAACGCUCGCGACGCGCGUUUCCGAGCAACUCGCUUCUCUUCGCGGACUUGCAUCACGUCUGGGAGAUAUUGAACGAUACUUGAACGAGAUCGCGGCAGGAACAAUGCCCUUGAACCACCCAAUCGCGUACCACCUGCAAGAUGCUCUGAACCUGCUCCCCGACCUGCGCGAACCGCAAUUGACGGGCGCGUUCGCGACGAGCACGAACGACGAGCUGCUCGUCGUGUAUCUAAGCUCGCUCGUUCGCGCCGUGCUUGCGCUACAUGCGCUCGUGGACAACAAGGAGGAGAUCGGACGUGCGGAGAUGGAGGAGGGUACGAAGAAGGAGGAUGUGAAGGAGAACACAGACAAGGAGAAAAAGGAGGAUGCGAAGGAAGGCGAAAAGGAGAAGGACGCUAGCAAGAAGUAG